UGGACUAAUGACUUUCCCCACUCGCCAGCUUGGAGCCAAUGGCCCAUUCGUCAGUGCGAUCGGUCUCGGUGCCAUGGGUAUUGGGGAGUGCUAUGGCAAGACCGACUAUGACGAGGCCUUCAAGAUGCUCACGUAUGCCUGUGACAACGGCGUUACAUUCUGGGAUACCGCAGACAUCUACGGAUCGAGUGAAGAGACUCUGGGAAAAUGGUUCGCAUCCACUGGCCGCCGCUCCGAAAUAUUUCUUGCUUCGAAAUUUGGUGCUGCAGACAUGCGAGAUGAAUCGGAGCGUCCAGAGGCUCCCAACGAGAACGGCUUACCACCUCCUAAUUCCAAACCCUCCUACAUUCUUCGCCAACUCCAACGUUCUCUCAGUCUCCUCCAAACAGACCAUAUUGACCUUUACUACCAACACCGUCCCGAUCCGCAAGUUCCCAUUGAAGUGGUCCUUGAGGCCUUGCGCCCGGCCUUUGAGGAUGGGAGGAUCAGGUGGUUUGGGAUGAGCGAGUGUAGCCUGGAUGUCGUUAGGAGAGCUAAAGCCGUGGAUGAAUUGGGGAAGAAGGUGAUUUGUGUGCAGAUGGAGUACGGCCCUUUCGAGCUCGUGCAUGAGAGGAGCGGCUUGCUCGCUGAGGUGGAAAAGUUGGCUGUGGGUGUGGUUGCAUACAGCCCUCUGAACCGUGGUCUCAUUACCGGGAAGUUCCGCUCCCGGGCAGACUUUGAAGAGGGAGAUCACCGACUUCGCCUCCCUCGUUUCAGCGAGGCCAACUUCCCAGCAAACGUAAAGCUUGUCGACCACAUGAAGUCAAUGGCGGCAAAGUAUAAUGCCACGUCUGCUCAGCUGGCCCUCGCCUGGAUCCUCGCGGAGCAUCCUGGUUACAUCCCGAUCCCUGGAAGCCGUGCGAUCGAGCGCCUACGCGAGAAUAUGCAGAGCGCGUAUCUUGCGGCGAAGUUAUCCCCCGAGGAUAUUCGAGAGAUUAGGGAAUGGGUGGAUAAGGCUGAUGUGCAGGGCGACAGAUACCCUGUUAUCUUCCAGAGGCCCAACGAAUGCGGCAAGCUAGAAGACUGGAAAGGGGAGUACUAGUACGUGUACACAAAUUGUAAUGCUCAUACAAGUGCUUAGUUCGCACUUUCCGGGGAUGGACCUACCAGUAGUGAACGUAGACUGUCUAAAAGCGUAGAGAUAUAUGAUCUCCUUCUGCUACAACGAUAAGUACUAGGUGACGCCAAAAUAUCCAAAGGUUGAUAGACUCAAGGCCACUCUGUGACUCAAUCUAUGGAAAUUGCCCCUCUCAGUGCAGCAUCCUGUCUCAGUACUGCACCGUUGAUCAUCUCGUUUUCGAAGAUAUGAGCUACAAAUCUUCCAAACUCGGUCGGCUUCCCAGGACGCACCGGCCACUCACCACAUUUGGUCGACUCCUUCACAAAUGCAUCAUUGAUUGGGGUGAGAAAGACGCCUGGGGCUAUGGCGUUCACACGAAUCCCGUAGCGUGCUAGGUCUCGAGCCAUCGGCAGAACCAUCGAAGAUAUUGCACCUUUCGUGGCACUGUACCCAACUGAUCCACUCUGGCCGUCCGUACUCGUGUAUGAAGACAUAAGCACAAUGGCGCCUGUCUCGCCCUGCGUUGUGUUGUUCUGCUCUUGUGUGACGAUUCUCUGUGAUACUUGUUGUGCCACAUUAAACGUCCCCAAGAUAUUUACAUCCAAAAGUUUCUUGAGAGCGCCGAUGUCCUGUACUCCGUAUGGUGCUGAAUAUUCGGGAAGUGCGGCAGUCAAUCCUACACUCAUGAUGCCGGCGCAUAGCACGGCUCCAGAUAAUCUAGGGAAAACUAGAGAGGCCUGAUGAAGCGCUUCAUCCACUGACACUGAAUCGGUGACGUCGACUUUGCCUGGAAAAACAACUCGGUUCGGAUAUUCCGCCUGCAAGGCAGAUCCAGAAGCUUCGUUCAGAUCUAGUAUCACUACAUUUGCCCCUCCAUCGAGCAGGACUUCUACAGCUCCUUUACCAAGACCACUUGCUCCUCCCGACACGACAAAAGUAUUUCCUGAGAUUUGGACCAUGAUGUACCUGUAGAGCCUUCGUCGAGGUAGAGUCCAAGAGCGAAAACACUCCAGCAAACCUACGAUCAACUUUAUUGAAAGCCAUGGAGGGCGCAUGAAAGGAUGUGCGGAGGUCAUGUCGAAGACUUAGAGCUAUGUUCGGUGGUCCUCAACGGCCGCAGAGCAGCGGGCGCCCACCCACUACUACUUAACACGCAGACUCUGCCAACGAGCU
This is a messenger RNA of Stereum hirsutum FP-91666 SS1, 2272 nucleotides long. Its product is annotated as Aldo/keto reductase. Bases 8 to 1081 code for a protein of 357 amino acids. Gene Ontology annotation, cellular component: cytoplasm. The transcript has 13 exons. Lineage: Eukaryota; Fungi; Basidiomycota; Agaricomycetes; Russulales; Stereaceae. The record is from RefSeq and is a predicted model, not a curated record.